AUGGCGGGCAAUACGAUCGUCAGGGUUGGCAUAAUAGGUUGUGGUGAAAUCACUCAGGUGGCACAUAUUCCGACUCUCUGUUUCCUCUCCGACUUAUUCACCAUCACCUACCUCUGCGAUGUCUCCGCGGCGUGUCUUGCGCACAACGCCCAAAGGGUCGUCAAUCACGUUCCGCAGACCACGCUGGAUCCUUCAGAGCUGUGUGCAUCGCCUCACGUCGACCUGGUGUUCAUAGCCAGCUCGGACGAGUAUCACGCGAUACAUGCCAUCGAGGGUCUGAAACACGACAAACAUGUCUUCAUUGAGAAACCAAUGGCGUUGUGUGAGAAGGAUGCUGAUUCUAUCAUUGCGGCAGAGGCCAACUCAAGAGGCAGAGUUAUGGUUGGCUAUAUGCGCCGGUACGCAGCAGCGUUCUUGGACGCGGUGAAAGAAAUAGGUGGCAUGGACAAGAUCCUUUAUGCUCGUGUACGAGACAUUAUCGGCCCCAACAGUCAUUUUGUGGCCCAAUCAGGUACCUUCCCUAAAGUCUUUACGGACUUGAGCCCCGAAGUCCUUCAAGAUAGAAAGGCUAGGGGUGCAGACAUUAUCCAUGAAGCUCUGUCAGUCGAAUGCGGCGUGCCCGCCACGCCGGAAACAACUAGCAUGUGGCGACUGCUCGGUGGGUUGGGUUCUCACGACCUGUCGGCGAUGCGUGAAGCGCUGGGCAUGCCACAGGCCGUGGUCGGUGCUUCAUUCAACCUGCCUUUCUGGAGUGCGAUCCUACAGUAUCCCUCGUUCUCCUUGACCUAUGAAUCCGGAAUCGACGAGAUUCCACGUUUCGACGCUCAUAUCGAGGUGUAUAGCAUCACAAAAUCAGUACGAGUUGUUUAUGACACCCCUUAUAUCAAGGGCCUGCCAGUUACAAUGCUUGUUCGCGAAAACGUCGACGGAGUGUACAGGGAGACAUCCCUUCGGAGGACAUACGAGGAUCCUUAUACGCUGGAAAUGAAGGAGUUGUAUGGGAUGGUUGUCCAUGGCCAAAGUGUCAAGACGACUGCGGAAGAUGCAAAGGAAGAUUUGCGGAUUUUCCAGAUGAUCAUGAAGGCCGGGUUGCGAUCACAUGCUGGCUCGUGA
Capronia epimyces CBS 606.96 is the source of this 1113-nucleotide messenger RNA. RefSeq lists its product as uncharacterized. Gene Ontology annotation, cellular component: cytoplasm. Bases 1 to 1113 code for a protein of 370 amino acids. Gene Ontology annotation, biological process: NADPH regeneration. Gene Ontology annotation, molecular function: nucleotide binding; oxidoreductase activity. The record is from RefSeq and is a predicted model, not a curated record. The transcript has 3 exons. NCBI's taxonomy places the organism in Eukaryota, Fungi, Ascomycota, Eurotiomycetes, Chaetothyriales, Herpotrichiellaceae.